Molecule: messenger RNA, 351 nt
Organism: Striga asiatica
Lineage: Eukaryota; Viridiplantae; Streptophyta; Magnoliopsida; Lamiales; Orobanchaceae
Source: the annotation of a GenBank genome assembly
AUGCACCGCUGCCACGCCGAGUACCAGCUCCGACUCCUUAUGGAGGAGGAUUUCUGGAAGCAGAAGGCGGCCGUUCGCUGGGUGGCAGAGGGCGAACGGAACACUAGGUUCUUCCAGGGCUUCGUUAGGCAGAAGCGUGCUAAGUCGUACAUCCAUAGUAUUGAGGUAAAUGGUUCAUCCCUGAACCAGGAGUCUCAGAUUCGGGAAUCGGCUGUUGCCCACUUCCAGACCCUCUUCACCUCUGACAGAGGGUCCCUCGUUGCCCCGAACAAGUCUCAGAUUUGGGAGUCGGCUGUUGCUCACUUCCAGACCCUCUUCACCUCUAACAGAUGGUCCCUCGUUGCCCCGACU